AUGUACGUGUAUAUAUCUUUGUAUGCCUUUAUAAAGGGGUUUGAUCAUUGUAGACCCAUUGUGGUUGUGGAUGGAAGUCACCUAAAAUCUUACUACACCGGGACAUUCGUUUCGGCAAGCACGUUGGAUGGUGCAGGUCAUAUAUUGCCACUAGCAUAUGGUGUUAUUGAUUCAGAGAACGAUGCUGCUUGGACGUGGUUCUUUGAGCAAUUCAAGAUAGCAUACGGUGACAGGGAAAACAUGUGCAUCGUUUCAGAUAGAAAUGAGAGUAUCAUUAAAUCUUUAUCGAGAGUGUAUCCAGAUGUACCGCAUUUUGCCUGUAUAUGGCAUCUAUGGAACAACGUAUAUAAGAAAUUCAAAAAGAGCCAUGCAAAGUUGAGCGAGAUAUACUUCUCGAUGGCAAAAGCAUACACACAAGCUGAAUUUGACAGUCUGAUGGAGAAGGUGGAGAAGGUAGAUAUUAGGGUGAAAGAAUACUUGGAGUUAGCUGGAUACGAAAAGUGGGCUAGGUUGUAUGCACCUGUUAACAGGGAAUGGACCAUGACGUCAAAUAUUGCUGAGUCAAUCAAUGCCGCACUAGUGUCAGCAAGGGAAUUGCCAAUAUACGACUUCCUCGAAGAAGUUAGGAAGAUGUUUGGAUGUUGGAAUUGUAGUAACCGCAAAGAAGCUACACAGACAUACACAACGCUUGGAAAAAAAUACCAGGAGAUGCUGACUUUGAAUGAGGCAAUGUCUACACGCAUGACUUUGCCUAAAGUUAAGCAGAUUUUUGAUGUGGUACCAUCAACUGAAUACUUACAUACGGUUAACGAUGGAGGGAGGCAAUACACCGUCUGCCUGUUAGAGAGAAAAUGCGUUUGUGGGAGGUUCCAAGUUGAUGAAUUACCAUGCCCACAUGCUUGGGCUGUAUUGAAGAGCAAGUUUCUAAUGCCAGAAGAAUAUUGCUCUAACUAUUACAAACCAAAUUCUGUUGUAAUGACAUCCGAUGUGCCUGUGUACCCGCUACAGGACAGAAAUGACUGGAAUAUACCAGCACAUGUUGUAGAGGAGGUUGUAUUACCACCUAAAUGGAAAAGACCUCCUGGAAGGCCAAAGAAGAAGCGCGAUAAACCUUUAAGUGAAUUGCUGCAGCCGAAAAAUCAACAUUCAUGUAGCAUAUGUGGGCAGGGAGGACAUAACAAGCGAACGUGUAGAAAUGCUCCACGUAUGAUUUAG
Molecule: messenger RNA, 1215 nt
Organism: Nicotiana attenuata
Lineage: Eukaryota; Viridiplantae; Streptophyta; Magnoliopsida; Solanales; Solanaceae
Exons: 4
Coding region: 1-1215 (404 amino acids)
Molecular function (GO): zinc ion binding
Source: RefSeq, a predicted model, not a curated record